AUGCGAUACCGAUCAUUUCUUUCCUGGCUGCGAUCUAUCCUGCUGUAUUCUUUUUCCUCAUAUGCCCAUUUGCCCUUUUCGCGCAUAUAUGGCGUUAUCAUGGACGUGUUGGGCCUUUUUUCCAACAUCUCACAGGUCGUUGACCUUCUUAUCAAAAUCGGCGUCAUGUGUUCAAUUUAUUGCUUCGACGUCAAAAAUGCCCCAAAAGAAGUGCGGCUGCUCCUAAGAGAGGUCGAUCGGCUAACAGUUGUUAUCAAAGAGCUCGAAAUCUUGCUAAAUGGAUCGAAAGGGGCCACCAAGAUAGAAUCGCCGGUUCUGCGGCAAACCGUCUUCGACCUCCGCAAGCUGCUAGCAGAGCUAGUAGCGAAACUAGAUCUAGGAGCGAAGAAUACUUCUACUAGAGCUAUGUGGCCUUUUAAGAAACGAGAGGUUUACGAUAUCAUUGCUACUAUUGAUAGGCAAAAGGCCAAUAUUUUGUUAAAUAUGAGUAUUGAACAAACAUCAAUACUCAUCGACGUGCAUCAAGAAUUUGUUCUAUCAAAACUAAGAGUAGCAGAAGCCGCUACCUUUGACUCUAGCGUAGAUGGAGAGCAGUCAUACUGCCUUCCAGGCACGCGGACUGAAGUCAUCGCACAGAUACGGCAGUGGAGCACCGAGCAGAAUGGCCAGUCUAUCUUCUGGCUGAAUGGUAUGGCGGGCACUGGAAAAUCCACAAUUUCUCGGACAGUGGCCCAGCUUUCAAGCAACAACGAUGUUCUGGGAGCAAGCUUCUUCUUCAAAAGAGGUGAAGGAAAUCGUGGGAGAGCAACAUUUCUCUUCACCACAAUAGCCGCUCAGCUUGUUCGCCGACUGCCGUGUCUCGCCCCUCAUAUCCGCGAAGUCUUGGUUAUUGAUCCGUUUAUUCAUGAGAAACCCCUGAAUGAUCAAUUCCAAAAGCUGAUUCUCGACCCACUAAGCAAAAAUCCGCGAUGCUGGGGGCCAAACUUGCUCAUAGCCAUCGACGCUUUAGACGAGUGCGGCUCAGAGGAUGAUAUGAGAACAAUGAUCAGCGUCUUCUCAAAGGCUCAGGAGACGACUAGUCCUCGAGUCAAGUUUUUUCUUACAAGCAGGCCCGAAUUGCCCAUCCGGCUUGGAUUUGAGAAUAUUGGUGGAAAGUACGAUAACUUACUUCUCGCAUCAGUUCCCGCCACCACUAUUACACUCGAUAUUGGGCUUUUCAUGCGAAAUAAACUUCAGGCCAUCAAAAAAGACUACAACAUGUCCGUUUCUGAGCAUCGAAAGAUAAGACCCGACUGGCCCGGCGAGGAUGUGCUGCAGAAAUUAAUCGUCACGGCCAUUCCUCUCUUCAUCGCCGCAGCAACCAUAUGCCGUUUUCUUAGCGAUCGACGACUAGGAAGCCCCCAUCAUCAGCUCAACAGACUUCUUGAGUAUCAGACAAUAAAGAUAUCUGGCAUGGAUAUGACAUAUCUUCCGGUUUUGGAUCGCCUCAUUGCUGGUCUUUCACCUAGCAGAAAACAAGAAGUGCUACAUAGAUUUCGAUAUCUAAUUGGCUCCAUCGUCACUUUGGCUCGACCGCUGUCCAUUAGGAGCCUUUCACGUCUCCUUGACAUUACGACAGAUAUUAUUGAAGAUCAGCUCGAUCUCUUGCAUUCAGUUCUUAGUGUCCCCACCGAUUUGGAUACUCCCGUGAGACUACUCCAUCUUUCAUUUCGAGAUUUCCUGGUUGAUGCUGAAGAAGCACACUCCAAAAAUGACUUCUGGUCACAAAAGGUCGAAAGUCACGGAAGCGCGGUUCUCGAAGUUGUUCUUUCUCCAGAUAAAAAAAGGGUUGUAACCACUGCGGGAGAGCGCACCGUCAAGCUCUGGGAUACCGCCUCUGGCAAAUGUAUCACAACGGGUGAAAGGCAUAAAAUUUUGGCACCAGUGCCUUUGGUGGUACCUCACGAUAUUCUUUCGGCUCCUUAUGAUCACGUUAUGGAUCGCAAUGAUCUAUACGGCUGGCCAAGGUCGAUUCAAUUUUCCCAAGACAGUUCUAAAUUUGUCUCGAUAGAUGAAACCUUUGGACCCAAGCUUUGGAAUACAAACAACGGUGGCUACGAGCCAUUACAUGAGACGAAUCAUGGCUCCACCAUAUCCAUCGCAGAUUCACCAAGCGAUAUGGCAGUUUCAUUUACGUCCAGAGAAGAUACAGUAAAGUACUGGGACAUCGUAUCGAAAACACUUCUUGGUUCCUUUGGUGACAAAACGCACGAAUUGUCAUAUUCAACAUUUUCACCUGAUGGCACUUAUCUUAUGCUCGGUUAUGAGGACGGGGCUGUUCGGCUGUAUCAUUUACCAACUGAAAAGUGGAAAGAUAUGAAAGCGACGCAUGAGGGGCCGGUAACGCUCAUCACAAUGUCAGCAGAUGGCACGAGGCUGGCUUCUGGUACGGGCAAAAUCCAAAUUUAUGACACAAAGUCUGGUACAUGCACUGUCAAGUAUGAAACGGCUUGCCCGACUUCAAAUAUAAACCAAAUUUUAUUUUCUCCUGACAGCCGAUAUCUUACCAUCCUCUAUUCAGCAAAGAAAGACAGCGAUUACGCAAGGAAUGAAAAGCUGAGUCUUCUGGACGCCUCGACAGGAGACUGCAUUGCGACGCUGGGGAUGUGUGGGCUCGCCAAUCAUAUAGAAUUCGACUCCGCCAAAUCCAAUCUGCUUAUCACCAAUGUGGGCACAUUCCUGUUCAACCCGCCUACCUUUCCAAAUGCAAAACCCAUAGGACUUGGCCUGAGCAAUGACGGCGAGUGGAUUACAUGGGAUUCUCGCAAUUUGCUCUGGUUGCCGCCCACGUUUAGAAUAUCUGCAUCGGAUAUUGAUGUAGGGGCAUCUCUGAUUGCGCUUGGGACUCGCCUCGGGCGGCUGAUCUUGAUUGGCAUUGAUUCCUCCAAAGUUCCACCGCCUACUGUCACGGUGAACCUUUUGGACGCCACAAAUGUGCCUUGA
Molecule: messenger RNA, 2982 nt
Organism: Trichoderma gamsii
Lineage: Eukaryota; Fungi; Ascomycota; Sordariomycetes; Hypocreales; Hypocreaceae
Exons: 3
Coding region: 1-2982 (993 amino acids)
Molecular function (GO): protein binding
Source: RefSeq, a predicted model, not a curated record